Messenger RNA from Penicillium brevicompactum, 1320 nucleotides. Its product is annotated as ketopantoate reductase family protein. Bases 1 to 1320 code for a protein of 439 amino acids. Gene Ontology annotation, molecular function: 2-dehydropantoate 2-reductase activity; NADP binding. Lineage: Eukaryota; Fungi; Ascomycota; Eurotiomycetes; Eurotiales; Aspergillaceae. The transcript has a single exon. Gene Ontology annotation, biological process: pantothenate biosynthetic process. The record is from RefSeq and is a predicted model, not a curated record. Gene Ontology annotation, cellular component: cytoplasm; mitochondrion.
AUGCAGUCAAUACUUCGACCUCGCUCCCUCUGGCGAGCCCAGCCUCUCACCGCAUGUUUCCGCAUCCACGUUCAAAUAUCUCGGGGCCCGCGUGCCCGUUUCAUGUCCACGAAUCAAGAUCACGACGAAAUCUCUCACUACGAACACGGCGGACUGUCGGGUCGAGUGCACAUUCUUGGAAUCGGAAAUGUAGGGUCCUUCAUUGCCCACUCAUUAGCCACGAGACGGAAUCCACCGCCAAUCACACUAUGUAUGCACAACGACUAUGUCCGCUCGGACUUUGCGAAAAAGCGCGGAAGUAUCUCCGUCAGCACACACGGCCUGGACGACGUCAGGUCGGGCUUUGAUGUCGAAACCAUUGAUGAAUUUGGAACGUGGUCUCAACAGCCCAGGAAGGAUUAUAGGCCCUCGCCUUUUAUAACUGAGGGACCAGACAUCCUUGUGGAUGACAGCCCCAUCGAUUGUCUCAUCGUCUGCACCAAGGCGCAUCGCACCGAGCUUGCGAUCCGAGAUAUCAAACACCGUUUAACAAAAGACUCGACCAUCUGUUUUGUGCAUAAUGGCAUGGGAGUGGUGGAUAUCAUCAACCAGAAGAUCUUCCCGAACCCAGACGAGAGGCCUCGAUACAUCAAUUCAGUAUUCAGCCACGGUCUUACCCGAAAAGAUAACUUCAAGUUCGCGCACAUGGGUGUCGGCUCCUUUAUCCUCAGUCCGGUUCCAACCGGCCUUCCUUCGGAGGCAAACGAAGACACGUGGAUACCGUCCACAAAAUAUCUUAUGCGCCUCCUGACGCUCACUCCCGCAUUGGUCGCCAUGGCCGAAACGCCCGCAGGCCUAGACCAGUACCAGCUUGAAAAACUAGCCGUGAACUGCGUCAUCAAUCCCCUUACUACACUGAGCGAUUGCACCAACGGAGAGCUGCUGUAUUCUUUCAGUUUCACCCGCGUCAUGCGACUACUACUGUUCGAGAUCUCUGCUGUCAUUUGCGCUCUGCCUGAAUUGCAAGGCGUUCCAGGCAUUGAAGAACGCUUCUCCCCGGAACGUCUCCGUCGCCUGGUGGUGAACCUCGCGCGCAUGACGGCUGACAACUCCAGCUCAAUGCGACAGGAUUUGAUGAACAAGCGCAGGACGGAAAUUGAAUUCACCAACGGCUACAUUGUGCGCCGUGGUGAAGAGUUGGGCAUCACUUGUCCACUCAACUACAUGAUGAAACAUAUGGUCACGGCCAAAGUCAGCCUUGAGCAAGACAGGGAGCGUGGCUAUGUGCCCUUUGAUCUGGAAGAUGACAUUGACAUUUCCAGUUACGAGCCGAGUGUUUGA